GAUUAAUCGUGCGAUUUAAAAAAAUUACUUGGUUAAUCUCGGUUUUAAUCGCAUAUUAAAAAUUGAUACAAUUACUACAUCCAUCUAAUUUAAAUUUGUUUUAUUACUGAUGCUAUUAUUAUCCUUAACUGUAAAUAAAAUCGUUUAAAAUGUAUUUAUGUAUGUAGGCCUAUUUAUUGAACCAGGAAAUGUACCCAUGAGACCGUGACCAUUAUUUCCCCUAGUAAACUUUGUAGAAAUUACAAAUACAACCAACACAAUAAAACUUGCGGUUCAAUCUUGAUCAGAAAACAGAAUAGGAUAUAUAUUUUUAAAUGUGAUUGUGGACUGAAAUAAAUUCGUUUUAAAUAAAAUUAUAAAUAUGUAGCUACAGUAAGCACUUCUAGGAAAUUAACUGUUAAUUGUGAAUAGAACAUACAAAAAAAUCAUAUCCAAAAACUGCAAACUAACAAGAAAAUUGGUAGGCUUUAUCUACAACAAGAAACAAAAAAAAAAACUACACAGCCUACUCUAGUGAGUCUAGUGGCUGUCAAUCAAACGUAGCUUGCACAUAAUUAGUUGUGUGAGAGUAAGAUCCCACCCAAACAGCAUCACAAUUACUACUUUGAUUGAUUAAAGCCUGUGACAUUUUUAAAAAUGGCCUAUAUAAAUAUAUAUACCCUAUAUAUAUAUAUAUAAAUGAUAGACCUAAACCAAUGCACUGUUUGAAAGCAACAAAUGUGUAUCAUAAUUGGAGGCUGUGUGGUCCAGUGGUUAAAGAAAAGGGCUUGUAACCAGGAGGUCCCCGGUUCAAAUCCCAGCACAUUACGUUUUACAGUUUAAGGCCAGGUUACACCACACAUGGUCGCCUUAAUGGCAGUCUGUAGCCCAGGAGUCUUCCCAUGUGCAGAAAAAAAUAAAGGGAUAUUUAUUUGCAUGAUUAAACUUUAUUCAUAAAUACUGUACACAAUGUCAUUGUGAAAAUGAUAAUACAACAAUUGUUUGCAUUUUGGAUGGCUGCUUUUGAUUGACAGAUUACCUACUAUUUUCUUACCAAUGAGGAGGAUAGCUCUUGGAAAUACAGGCCAGUGAUUGGCACCCAAAACCAGUGUCUGCUCUUUGACUUUCCUAAGAACGCACAAACAUAGUCAGAGACGGAACUAGAGUAUUCAGUCUUAACUGGUAACUGGAAUUUGCUUUUCGUGAGGUUAAUGGAAAAGCAGUGCGUAUGUCGUGGUAGAAGACUAUUGCUGUGUUAAAGAAGACUUACAACGUCAUUAUGAAACCUGUCACCUCGACUUUGGUGAGUUAUACCCAAUUGGAAGUGAGCUGAGAAAAGACAAGGUGUGUAAACUUGUUGCAAGUUUUCAUGGACAGCAAAACGUGCGUCUUGCUCAUGUAAAAGACAGUGAUAAUGUUACCAAAGCUUCAUUUAGAAUUGCAACGCAACUAGCUAAAGGUAAAAAAAAAAAAAACUUUUAGGGAUGGAUAACUAAUGAAGCCGUGUUUCCUAGAUUCCAUCGAGUCACUGUUUGCAGAUUUUAAAAAUAAGGAUGACAUUGUUAAACAGAUCUCCAAGUUACAAGUGUCAGACUCAACAGUUACAAGACAUGCGGAAACUAUAUCUGAAGACUUGUUUACUCAGCUGUGCCGUGCUCUUGGGAGAGGAUAUUUACAAGCAACUGAUGACAUUUAUUGAAGUAAAAGGUAAAAAUAGUGACUUGAAGAAGCUUGAGAUUCCACAUUUCUUUUCAUCACUGCAUAAUACACCAGGAAAACCUGUCCUGCAAGUUAAGGAAAGGAUCUCUGAAAAACACAAUGGAGGGUGUGGUUGAAGUAGUGAACUUUAUGGGUACACACAGUUCACAUGUUUAGCUCAUUUCAUGCAUCUGCUUCCUGCCAUCAGAGAUUUUUUGGAAGGGAACAGCUGAUUUGAUCUAAUCUAAUCACCCAUCAUAUGAGUACACUUCACCUCAAGUUACAAGGAAAGGGCAAAAUCCUACCUGCUUAACGAUGCAUUCAAAGCAAAACUGGCAAUUUUUUUUUUUUUUUAAUCAGCUUCUUGAGAAUUCACACAUUUCUCAACUUUGCAAUUAGGUGACAACUUUGAGUGACCCAGCAUCAUCUCCCCAAUUUAGAAUGUCCAGUUAUUUUUUCCCCUCACCGCAGCAAUCAGCCACACAGCUCAAGAGAAGUGAAGGAUGUUAGCGAGCUACCGGCCUCUGGAGAACAAAGGCCCGCCCUGCAGACGUCCGCCUGAGCUCACCAAGCAUCUGGCCUAACCUGCGGGACUGCCAGAGCCAAUGCGACACUUCCUCCAGAAUCCCAAAAGAAGGCCGGUGACUGCACAGCCAGAAUUUGAAACUGCGCUCCCCUGGCUGUGUGACACACCCUGCACACCACCCUGCCAUGCUUUUACUAGUCAGGAGCGAGACAAACGGUGUAAGACUGGCAAGCAGGUUCUCAAGCCAGUUCAGGAAGGUAGGGUUUCAAGAACAUCCAACACAAAAUUACCCCAGAAAUGCUUGAUGAAAAAUGCACAAUGACUUGCAGGAACUUAGAGCAGGACUCAUGGAAGCUGAUCCAGGAUUUCUUAAGCGUUGGUAAAGAGUCACCCGAAUACCUUAACCAUGUGUCCAAACAAGUAGACAAAUACAGACACCAGACGGUGCCUCUGAAGAAGCCAACAGAGUAUCCAUUGAGAAUUGGGGGGCUAAAUGACACAAUCUAUGAAGAAAUGGAGGAAGAGCUUGAAGCAUGGGAAAACUUCUACAUGCCUGACACAGUGGAGAUGAAAGUUAUCGGUGCCAUUGAUACCUUCCCGAGUCUGGCGGUGGGGCUGCAGCUUAUCAUUCUAGCAGGCAAAGAUGGCAACAUCUAUGCUUAUGAAAAUGAGGUGUUGCACCAAGUGGCUGACUGCUUGCAGGACCUCUUCGAAAAUGGACUUGCCUUUCCUGGAACCAAAAUCUACAACUAUGGGGAAUGUUUUGACCCAAUGACGGAUGAUGAAUACAGUGAAUUAAUGCAGAGUGAAGAAGUAAAGAGAAUGGAAGAUGAGUCCAGGGAAUUCAUCCAAAGCAAUGAAGAUGAAUUUCUGAGGAUUCUGGCCCGUAUUGAAGAAAAAGAGAAUGCAGAAAAGGUUGUGUCCAACAGAGUUGUACCUUGUAACGACCACAGCAAGUGUGCUCAUGAACUGACCAUCAAUUAUUUCAGUGAUCACGAUUUUAGCACAGUUUUAUCUGUUUUGACCAACGUCAUCCAGGAACUAAGGUUAAAUGAUGAAGAGGUGACCAAUUUAUUAAAUCAAAAAAAGCCAGUUAGAGAUAUGAGCAGAGCAGAGCGGUGACAAAAUUCAACUCACCGCUCAUAAUGUCCUUCACUCUGCUCCGUUCUUUACUCCAUUUCCCUCCACUGCUUGCGAAGCAGUUUCCAGCCCCCCGCUCCAGACAAAAUAGGUACGCUCGGCUCCGCUCACGUGGUAUUAAAAAAAAUAAAUAAACUAGCCAUUUUUCCCCCACUGUGUUGCCGAUUGCAGAUGAAAAGAUGUAAUGUACAUUCAGAAAGGAAUACUAUGUAAUCUUCCUUAUUAUAAUCCAAUAGCUUGACCCAAGUAAAAACAAAUUGCCAGCUAUGAUGAGCAAAGAAGCCUACAUGAAGUGCUCAGAGAAGUUAUCUAAUUCAAUUUGAAGACGCUUUCUUGUUAUUAUUGAUUGAUACUGAAAAAUGCGUAAAUUGAAGUAAAAGUUAGGAAAUAUCAUCUUGCAAUUAACAGGUUUUUAACAGGUUCCUACGAUGUCAUGUAUGGUGUACUCGCCUAUUUCAAACAUUGCAUAUGAUGUCACCUUUUUUUUUUGUGUAAACUUUUGUGCAAACUCCAUGGCCGAACAUGUAUUUCUUCUCAGUGCUGUGAAAGAGUGGGCCAAAAAAGUCAGCUCCAGCAACUACCCCGCUCUGCUCCGCUCACACAGUAAUGGUUAUGUUAGAAGAAUCCUGUGCCGUUCCAGAGCGCUUAUAUGUCCCUUAUAAACCCUGCUCUUGAUUACAUCCUAAUUUUACCCUUACAGUUUCUGUCUGUGGUCCUGAAAAGACCCACAAAAAUACAACUACCAAUGCAGAAUGUCUGUUUUUGAAGAGGGUCCAGGUAAACCAAGAUAUUUCGUAUCAUCUGUAACUUGAAAGCAAUAAUCUGGAUUCUAAGGUAAAAUUUAAAAGAUUGUCAGCAGUUUUAUGUGCUGCUACUUCUAAAGACAUACAAAUGUGAAGUUGACAUGCAGCCUUACAGGAGUGAGAACUAGAAGUCAGGAUUUGGAAAUGUGUCGAGACAAAUCAUGGUCAUGCUAAAAUGGGCUGGGCCGGGCCAAAAUCUGAAGAUUUGGUAAGUCCUGCACUACCCUAUUCAAAACCAAGGCAUUAAAUUAAAUGUUCCUAAUACAUUAGCAUUAUAAAGGUGACGCUGGUCCCCAUGUUGAUGGGUGUAAGAACUUUUUAUAUCUUGUUUUUUUUUUACUUUGGGGACCCCCUAUGUUUUGAAGCACCACUUGCUCUGCAGAGCUGUAACUAGGGGUGAGCGAGCAGGGCGCAAGUGGAGGGGCAGAAAAAUGACUUCAGUGCAUUGCCAGUCGAGUAAUCAUUUUGUUCUGCAGUUCUCAUUGUUUUCACUUGUCAGCUGUCAGCACCCCCCUGGCAUAGUGUGAAGAUUGCAUGCACCUCUGCACUAGAAAAGGGAAUGUGUCACUUCCUUAGCAACGGUCUUCACGACGACGAUCCUGGUUCUACACAAACCAACACCGUAGCGUCACCAGUUCGUUAUUAUUAUGGCUUAUCUGUGUCGUUCGCGUCCCCUGCUGUGUGCAUUGGUUAUUUAUUUAUUCGCUCCUGCAGCUUUCAGGACCAGCACUACUAUAAACGUAAUUAAAUGUAAAGGCACGUUUCAUUACAUGUUUUAAGCACCAUGUAAUAAAGGUAAACCAAAAACAUUACGUUAAGUUAGACAACAAGUAAGAAAUUAAUUUAUAAGAAAAUGCAAGUAGAUAAACGGCCCUUAAAAUUCACCAUCCUGAACUACAAGAUGUUAAAUGUGGUACCAGUAUUUAUUUAUUGGAAUAGAAUUCAGAACAAAUGACCCCCCCCCCAUUUGCUAUUUUUAAAAGCACCAUUAUAAAACAAGUUUAUUUGAUAAUUACAUAGCUCUUACAAUGCGUUAAAAUAUGUAUGUAUAAAGAAACACAAAAUCUAGUUAUUAUUUUUAAUUCCCUUAUUUUUUUGUUUAAAAUAGCAUACAAACCUGCAUGGCUCUUGCUUAAUUCUAAAUUGUUUUGGAUCUUUUGGGAAACGGAAGAAUUUUCUUUUUGCUAACUAUAUAGAUGGAAAUGCGAGUUUGUCUUUUUGAAUAUGCUUCAAGGCAUUAAGUCAUUGCAUCCUCGUUUGUGUUAUGAUUUUCAAUCCAUGCUUUUUUUUGUUUUUGUUUACAGUACUUAAUUAAAAGUUAUAUAUAUACUAGGACAUUAUAGAGAUAUUAAAUGAUUUUGUAAGGGUUAAUGUGGCUGCUGAAAUAAUCACAGUAGUUUGUAUUGUUUACAACGACAUUGCUAAAAUUCCACAAAUGCGUGCACUUACUGAUCAAGUUUCAAGAUCAAGUGGGCGCAAAUAUGAUUGAUUGGCUCGUGUAAUGCUUUAUUUGCAUAUCUCCCUACAACCCAUUUGUUUUUGAAUUUAUUGCUUUCACUCACCUUAACUCGAAAGCUACUUGUUUUUACUUACUCUCCUGAGCCUUUCUGAAGUCAAAGUACAGUUGCGCUGUACUGAUGAGCCCCAAAAAGGGCGAAACAUGUAUGCAGCUACUGUACUUUGACUUUUAAAACGCUGUGAAUGUAGAAGCCGUUAGGCAACUUUCACAAGAUUUGAUUGGCUCUUGUAAUGCUUUAUUUGCAUAUCUCCCUACAACCUAUAUAUAUAUAUAUAUAUAUAUAUAUAUAUAUAGUUAUGCACUAGCACUUAUCAUGGAAUAUUGCAAGUUUUGUUAGAUUUCAUCUGCUAGGCAACAUUUUUUGACCUAGUCUUAAAUGUUUAACUGUCAUUGGAUCUGCACAUUCACUUAGAGUAAAUAAAGGAAUUCAGAGACAUAGAAAAACAAAUGCUGCAUUCACAGUAACAUGUGUUUUCAGUGCCAUGGGUUGAAGUGGAACACAGGAAAGCACCAGAAAUGAAUGCAGCACUGAGAUGUCUUUAAGAAACAAUCAGUAUAGCUUUAUAUUUAACUUUCUCUAGCUCAAAAGGUAAAACUCUUUCUUCUACUGUGGUGUUUGAAGUUUAAUAAAACAUUGUACAUUAAUAGGGAUACAUAGUGUACAAAUGUAUAUAAUGUAGAUCUAUUUUUUGCUUGUUCUGUAAAUAAAAAAUGCAAUUUUGAAAAAUGCUAAA
Molecule: messenger RNA, 6399 nt
Organism: Acipenser ruthenus (sterlet)
Lineage: Eukaryota; Metazoa; Chordata; Actinopteri; Acipenseriformes; Acipenseridae
Exons: 6
Coding region: 2501-3325 (274 amino acids)
Source: RefSeq, a predicted model, not a curated record